This is a messenger RNA of Austrofundulus limnaeus, 3729 nucleotides long. Its product is annotated as ephrin type-B receptor 1. The record is from RefSeq and is a predicted model, not a curated record. NCBI's taxonomy places the organism in Eukaryota, Metazoa, Chordata, Actinopteri, Cyprinodontiformes, Rivulidae. Gene Ontology annotation, molecular function: ATP binding; protein binding; transmembrane-ephrin receptor activity. Gene Ontology annotation, biological process: ephrin receptor signaling pathway; protein phosphorylation; axon guidance. Gene Ontology annotation, cellular component: plasma membrane; dendrite.
AGACAGUGAUGGAUACGAGGACGGCGACAGCUGAGCUUGGCUGGAUAUCGUUUCCUGCCAAUGGAUGGGAGGAGGUGAGCGGCUACGAUGAGAACCUUAACACCAUCCGGACGUACCAGGUGUGCAACGUGUUCGAGCCGAGCCAGAACAACUGGCUGCUCACCACCUACAUUGACCGGCGGGCGGCACAGCGCAUCUACGUGGAGAUCCGCUUCACCGUACGGGAUUGUGCUUCCAUACCAAGUGUCCUGGGCUCCUGCAAGGAGACGUUUAAUCUCUACUACCUAGAAACUGAUAGGACUGUGUCAGAGGGCAUCAAAGGUGUGGAGUAUUGGGCKAAUGCCCCCUUUUUAAAGGUGGACACCAUUGCAGCAGAUGAGAGUUUCUCCCAGGUGGAUUUCGGGGGCAGACUAAUGAAGGUGAACACAGAAGUAAGAAGUUUUGGGCCACUGUCCAAAGGCAGAGGAUUCCACUUGGCUUUCCAGGAUCUGGGCGCCUGCAUGUCCCUUCUGGCUGUUAGAGUGUUCUACAAGAAAUGUCCCAGCAUCGUGCAGAACUUUGCUUCUUUCCCCGAGACACUGACGGGAGCAGAGUCCACCUCCUUGGUUAUCGCCAGAGGAAGCUGCAUCCCAAAUGCAGAGGAGGUGGACGUUCCCAUAAAGCUCUACUGUAACGGAGAUGGAGAGUGGAUGGUGCCCAUUGGCAGCUGCAGCUGCAAGGCAGGCUACGAACCGGACAACAGCAACGUGUGUCGAGCUUGUCCUCAGGGCACCUUUAAGUCRUCCCAAGGGCCAGGAUUAUGUCAGCAGUGUCCGCUCAACAGCCGCUCCACCAUCGAGGCCGCCACCCUCUGUGGUUGCCGGAACGGAUACUACCGCGGGGACAUGGACAAACCGGAGGACAUGUGCACCAGUGUUCCCUCAGCUCCUCGCAACGUGGUGUCGGUGGUGAACCAGACGUCGGUGCUCCUGGAGUGGAACCCACCUCGUGACACCGGGCACCGCGGCGACUUGUCUUAUAACGUGGUUUGCCGGCGGUGCCACAUCACCGAGCGGCGGGCGUGCCAACCAUGUGACGACAGCGUGGUGUUCACUCCGGGGAAGGAGGCGCUGAAAGGAAACCGGGUCGAGAUCAGCAAGCUGCGGGCUCACUCGUCGUACACSUUUGACAUCCAGGCAGUCAACGGAGUGUCCAAUAAGAGUCCUUAUCCCGCCCAGCAGCUGUCAAUCAACAUUACAACCAAUCAAGCWGCUCCCUCGGUAGUUCCCAUAAUGCACCAAGUGAGCUCGACGAGCCGUAGCUUCUCGUUGUCAUGGCCACCGCCCGAACAGCCCAACGGGAUCAUCCUUGACUACGAGAUUAGAUACUACGACAAGUUCCAAUCAUCAGUGCUGAACAGCUCUGUGGUCCAGAGCGAUAUACCUAAUGUGGUCCUUGAAGGUCUCAGGCCUGGAACUGGCUAUGUGGUCCAGGUGAGGGCCCGAACUGUGGCUGGCUAYGGAUCCUACAGCAAGGAGAUGCUCUUCCAAACUCUCACUGACGAUGAGUACAAAUCAGAGCUUGGACAACAGCUCUCCUUGAUUGCUGGUUCUUUAGUAGGCGGAGUGUGUAUCGUCUCAUUGGUAGCUAUUGCCAUCAUCUGUACCAGGAGGAGGCAACUGAAGGAGAGUGUGUUUGGGGACAAGUUGCAGCAGUACAACACAGGAGGAGAAGUAACUCUGAGACCCGACAUGUUCAGUGGAACCACCCCCACAGUGACCUUUCCCACCCUGUCUGAGGGCCGGAGUUCACCCGGGGUCAAGAUCUAUAUCGACCCUUUCACCUACGAAGACCCUAAUGAGGCAGUCCGGGAGUUUGCCAAAGAAAUCGACCCCUCUUGUGUUAAAAUAGAGGAAGUUAUCGGAUCAGGUGAGUUUGGGGAGGUGUACAAAGGUCGCCUGAAACCCAUUGGGAAGAAGGAAAUUCCUGUGGCCAUCAAGACCUUAAAAGUGGGCUACUCUGAGAGGCAGAGGAGAGACUUUCUGGCCGAGGCUUCGAUCAUGGGCCAAUUCGACCAGCCCAACAUUAUCAGACUGGAGGGCGUGGUCACCAAGAGCAGACCUACGAUGAUCAUCACAGAGUUUAUGGAGAACGGAGCUCUCGACUCAUUUCUCAGGCAAAAUGACGGGCAGUUCCCAGUAAUCCAGCUGGUCGGGAUGCUGAGGGGCAUCGCAUCUGGAAUGAGGUACCUGGCGGAGAUGAGUUAUGUUCACCGGGACCUGGCAGCAAGAAACAUUUUGGUUAACAGUAACCUGGUGUGCAAAGUGUCCGACUUCGGCUUGUCGCGUUAUCUGGAGGAGGAUACCUCCGAUCCCACCUACACCAGCUCACUGGGAGGUAAAAUCCCGGUGCGGUGGACGGCUCCGGAGGCGAUCGCCUACAGGAAAUUCACUUCGGCUUCAGAUGUCUGGAGUUACGGGAUCGUCACCUGGGAGGUGAUGUCUUACGGAGAGAGACCUUACUGGGACAUGAGCAACCAAGAUAGAUCUGCAGAGGAUUGGAGUGUCUCUUGCCGGACACCAGAAGAAAAUACUGACCAGCGUCCAGUCGAUGAGGCACCACGGUGACGACCAGUCUCCUACUGAAUCUGUGUAGCCUCACGGAGACGUGACGCUGCAUGGAAAAACGGGACCAGUGUGAGCGAACAGGCUGUUCUUCCACACUUCUGUUUCAGCCACAGAAACCCAAGUUUACCACUUCUGAAGAGUCUUCAUUUCACAACCAUCGGGGCUGUUUUGAUGAAUGGUUGGAUCUGUCUCAGACGUAAAACUCGAGGCUUUUAUCCACCAAAAUUGGGGAAAAUCUCCUGAAAUUUAAUGUACCAGGAUUAUUUGCUACACAAACUUUAAAAAAAAAAACACACACACACAACAUUGGGGAAAAUUAAAAACUGCUGAGUUAAAAAUCACCCAAACUCUGCUUGCAGGACAGCUUUGAUUUCACUGAGCUCCACAAGCCAUCUGCACCUGACUGAUUAAAGGAAGACAGGGUGAGUUUUCUUGAAUAAAAAAAAAAGACAAACACGCUGAAGAUGCUACGACUGGAUAAACUGGACCAAAAGUUGGACACGAAAAWGUCUCUGGAUGCAAGACGAGCUCUUGUUUCUUCCAGCAUGUUGUGUUUGUGAGUACUUCAAUGUGUUUGUGAAAAUUGCUACAAUUUGAAUCUGGAGUUUGUUUUUUGUUUUUUUAAAUGGGACCUUUUGCGAUCUAUCUUCACAUUGAAGAGUCUGUACAUAGUUAUAUUUGGAAAGUUUUAUUUUCCUCCUGCUCCUGCUCAUUUAUUUGAACUUUUGUCCAAAAGUACCGUUUUACUGAAGUAUUUGUGACCUUUUAAGUGAUAAUCUCUACUUGACUCAUCACUGGCACAAACUUUGAMGUGUUUGUCGACUGUAGAUAAAAAAAAAAUCCUUUUCAUUCAUUCUGACAGCCCGGCUGACCUAAACUGCUUAAUUCAGAAAGAACUUACCCCUAAUUUACACUACAUGUGUUCCGGCUCCGCUCCGCUCCGGUCCGACCUCUGCAGCAAAUACACACCCGUUAUAAACAAUGAGAGUGUUUACACUGGCUGUGCACGGCGGUGGUGAGCGGACGACGAUCCGGCAAAAUUARACCAGAUCCUAUUUUUGCCGGACGACGGAGCAGCGCCGGAGUCAAUUUUUAAAGAUUACGUCGCACCAACAGGAAGAGA